Tricharina praecox is the source of this 2024-nucleotide messenger RNA. RefSeq lists its product as uncharacterized. The record is from RefSeq and is a predicted model, not a curated record. Lineage: Eukaryota; Fungi; Ascomycota; Pezizomycetes; Pezizales; Pyronemataceae. The transcript is spliced from 6 exons. The coding region runs from base 482 to 1687 and encodes 401 amino acids.
CCCACCGCCCACGGAAGACUCCUUGGCUUCGUUUGUCGCUUUUUCUAUCUCUCGAUAUAAGACCGAGCACGGUGUCGUCGUUCUCGUCGUCGUUGAAGCCUUCCUCUUCAAUCUCAGCAGCUAUAACUACCAGUAGUUAUAUAGUAGGCAGAUCGAUUCUCUACUACUCCACCCUACUCUAGUUACUCUAGUACUAUCAAAGAUAGCCCUCUCCUCCAGCCGCCGAGCGACUCGGGAACCAACCAAUAGGCCAAUCAGAUCCAACAGACAGGCGUCCACUUGCAUACAGGCCUAUUACACACCUCUGUCACCCUUUCUCUUCUUCGAUUCUUCUCGUUGCACCUUCCAUCGCACCAAGCAACCUCACCUUGCACUCUGAAAUUUGUUUCUCGUUCGCAUCUGUCGCUCUCUCUCUCUCUCUUCCCAGGGCUGCGGGGAGUUUCGAACAAUAAACGACUAUCGUCGAUUACAACACACAGCAAUGGUUUCACUCAGGAGGUCACUGUUCGGCGCGUUGGCACUGGCUACCGCAGUACUCGGUCAGGUCUCCAGCUUCUGCGCCUCCGGUGACGGCAACGUAUGCGCCGCCGUCAACGUCCCCUCGUCGGGCACCGACACCUAUUUCCAGGUGAAGGGAUCCACGAAUUCUGGAUGGGUUGCCAUGGGUCUUGGUAGCGCCAUGGCGGGCUCGUUGAUCUUCGUCGUCUACCCGAAUUCCAACGGCAGGAACGUGACCGUUUCCCCGCGUCUGGGAAGGGGACACAUCGAGCCCCAGUAUCAGAGUAGCAUCCAGAUCACCCUCCUGGGGGGCUCCGGUAUCAGCGGCGGCAUCAUGACGGCCAACUUCAAAUGUUCGAAUUGUCGCGACAGACUCAGCGUUACCUCGACUCGACAGGACUUCAUCUGGGCUGCCGGCCCGGGCACCGAAAUCACAUCCAACGACCCGUCGGAGACCAUCACACAGCACUCGGACAAUGGCAACUUCCGUCUCGAUCUCGUCAGGGCCACCGGCGGCGAUACCACGAACCCGUUCGUGACGGCGAGCGGUGCUUCGCCCACGGAUACCAAUCAGAACACCACCGGCGGCAGUUCGGUCGCAGCUCCGCAGAGCAAGGCCGACAAAGUUUUGAUCGCACAUGGUGUAAUAAUGGCUUUGACAUGGGUCAUACUCUUCCCUCUGGGGGCUGCCUUCAUAAGACUCCUUUCGGGCCGUCUGUCCAAUGCGUUUGUGAUGCAUCGGACUCUUCAGCUCUUCAAUGUCCUCCUCGCGAUUGUUGGAAUGUCCAUGGGAAUGUGGACUAGCGGGCUCAAUGGAACGCACUUCAAUCACUUCCACAAAUACUUUGGCGUCGUCCUCGUGGGAAUGCUGUUCGUGCAGGCAGCUUUGGGACAGCUGCACCACGCUGAGUUCCAACGCACGGGGAAGCGCAGCCCUUGGUCGUAUGCGCACAUCUGGAUGGGCCGCACCGUGAUCAUUCUUGCCAUCAUCAACGGCGGAAUCGGACUCGGCCCCAGUCUCGCGAACGCUUCCAGCGGACAGAUCGCCGCUUACUCGGUCGUCGCAAUACUCGUGGUGGUUACAUAUACCGCUUUCUAUCUGCUGCAGCAGAGGGGCAGAUCUCUGGAGACGCAGAAGAGGUCGGCCGGGCCACAGAGGAGGAGGUCGACGGGAACGCAGAGGAGGUAGGAUGCGGGACGCAACAAGUUACGCAACGUUAAUGAUUAAUAAUGGCUGCGGGGAGUUUUUUAUUCUUUUUUUCUUUAUGGGGAAUUCGUUCUGGUUUAUUGCUUUAUUCCGGGCAAAGGGAUGGCUGGUGGCUUAGAUAUCAAUUGGGGGUUUUUUUUGGUUAUCUACCGGUGAUGAUCGCAUGAAUAAUUUCUUCUGGUUGGGUUUUAUUUGUAAAAAUGAUUGCUCUUUACGCUUCACAUGCCCCUACAUACGUGCGGGAUCACUGCCGAUCCAGGUAUGGUACCGCGGUUACGGACAAAUAGCGGGGAGUGGGGUAACUAAGUCAGGUACCGUU